CUCCAUCAUGUGUGGUCUCCAUUCUCUACCACCCCCAAGCAAGAAAAGGAAACUUAACAAUGAUUCCAAGGUCCUGCAAUCGAUUCAGGAUACUGAGCACCAUCUUACCCGUGCAGUCACAAACAAUGGAACUCUGAAUCCAUUAGCCGACCUUCUGGAUCUCACUUGCUCACGGAAGGAUUCUCAGGAGGUUUCGAAGGGUAUAUAUGCGCUGUAUCGAGUCUUCGUGCUUGUGAUAGGUAACGGGAAGUUGUCGGUUUCUGGUGAUGAGAGCACAAAGACUGUCAAAGCCUGGCUUUGGGACCGAAUGAACAACUAUGUCAAUUUUCUCGUGGGAUUGCUGAAGGACGAGGAAAAAUCCUUGAGAGUAUCGGCUCUUCAAAUUCUCUUCUCUCUGCAAAAGCAUUUGUCCAGCGCGGCCACCAAGUAUUCGAGUACUUCAGUACCGCAAUUCCACAUCUCUCACUUCCGAAAAAUUGUUUCUGGACUUUUGUUAUGCCCUUCGUCUCCUCGCAAAUUCUCGCCGGCUUCAGACACGCACGUCGACGCCGACGUUCUACAGGUCUUUCAUGACACUUGGUUCAGCGUGCAUGACGAUAUUCGAUGGUUUUUUUUACGAGAAGCAGGGACACUGUUGACUACGACAUCGUCUAGAGAGCACCCACAGCUCCUCAUCAACCUUCUGCGAAUCCUCGAAGAUCUCACCACAUUCCCCACCGAAUCUUCGGAGCUGAAUGCUUGGUGGGUAACGGAACUUGGCGCUCAGCCACCAAAGCCAAAAGUCGCGAAGAGGCGAGAGGGUGAAGAUGACGGCGACGACGAACCACUCGGAGACGCGCCUGAGGGCGACUGGCGGAAGUUUUUCGACGAUGAUAAGACGGCAAAAGAUACCAGUAAGGCCAAAACGCCGGGCGUGCGUGUGCAUACGUUGACCAUACAUCAAUCUCUUCAUUCACUCCCUUCACAUCGUGCGGUCUUUACUAGGACCUGGCUAGAGCUUCUUUCUCGUUUGUCUGUUGCAAAUGAUACAACAGCAACAAAAGCCGUCGCGACCCGUGUAUUGAAUAUCAUGCAUCGGGGUAUCAUGCCCCAUUUGACGAGACCUGUGCUAGUGAUGGACUGGAUUGGUGCAUGCGUAGACUAUGGUCGUACCGUGGGCCUGUUGGCGUUGAAUGCAUUGUUCGUAUUGAUCAAGGAGUAUAACCUUGACUACCCUUCCUUUUAUACACGUCUCUACGCGUUCCUAGACCGCAAUCUUCUCCAUCUCAAAUAUCGCGCUCGUUUUUUCCGAAUGACAGAAUUGUUCCUUAGUUCUACACAUCUUCCUGCGACACUCCUAGCAUCGUUUAUCAAACGUCUGGCACGCCUGUCUCUUUUUGCACCUCCUGCUGGAGUCAUCAUUCUAAUACCCUUCACUUAUAACAUCCUCAAGCGUCAUCCUGCGUUGAUGGUCAUGAUUAACCGGACAGAUAUGGAUGGGUCGGAAGAUCCUUUUUUGCCUGCGGAGCCAAAUCCAUUGAGCACAAAUGCCCUCUCCAGUUCUCUCUGGGAACUCCAAUCACACCAAUCACAUUACCACUCUGGCGUCUCGACUCUGGUGAAGGUCUUCUCCGAGGUAUUUACCAAGCCUGGCUUUUCCAUGGAAGAUUUCCUAGACCACACAUACGGAACACUCUACGAUGCAGAGGCGAAUCGGAAAAUCAAAAAGGAGCCGGCGCUUGGAGUGUCUUUGGAAUUGGGAGACCAAAAGAAGACUGCGGCGAAGGUCUUUGGUACUAGCGAAGCGGAUGAUGUUGAGGAAGAUGUGAUAAAUAGUUUCUGGACAUUUGGAGUGUAGUAUGAUAGAUGGAGCAAUGGUGUCAACUAGUUCAUUUUCCGAACUCUUAAGAUAAUUCGAU
This is a messenger RNA of Guyanagaster necrorhizus, 1898 nucleotides long. Its product is annotated as ribosome biogenesis protein Noc4. NCBI's taxonomy places the organism in Eukaryota, Fungi, Basidiomycota, Agaricomycetes, Agaricales, Physalacriaceae. The record is from RefSeq and is a predicted model, not a curated record. The transcript is spliced from 8 exons. Bases 8 to 1837 code for a protein of 609 amino acids. Gene Ontology annotation, cellular component: Noc4p-Nop14p complex; nucleolus; small-subunit processome. Gene Ontology annotation, biological process: ribosome biogenesis.